Molecule: messenger RNA, 329 nt
Organism: Dentiscutata heterogama
Lineage: Eukaryota; Fungi; Glomeromycota; Glomeromycetes; Diversisporales; Gigasporaceae
Source: the annotation of a GenBank genome assembly
ACCAACAAAUGAAAGAUUCUUACAUAUUGCUAAAUGGGGCAUUUUACAAUACGUUGUAUUGAUACCACUUAUUACACUUACGACCCUGAUUACUGAAGCCUUGGGUGUUUAUUGCGCAGAAAGCAUGAGUUUUGUUUUUGCAAAAGUUUACUUAAAGAGUGCACAGAUUCUAAGUGUCACCGUUGCGAUGUUUGCUUUGAUUGUAUUUUAUUCAGCAAUCAAUGAAGCCAUUGCCUCAGAAAAGCCAUUUUUAAAACUACUUUGUGUUAAGCUGGUGGUUUUCUUUUCAUUUUGGCAAGCUGUUACUCUCUCAAUAUUGGAAAGUGCUG